AAUCUGAUUGGCUGUGCUGUAAGAGGUCGGAGUUCGCCAAGUUCGAAAGCAAAAUGGCUGCUGAACCAGCACGAGAGUGGAGCGAUGAGCAACUGAACAGUGAAGAAAUACCAAAAAAAGACCUAAUCAAAUUUCUCCAGGACAAUGCAUCAAAUUCGUUUCUUGUUGAACACAAGCUCAUGGGAAAUAUCAAGAAUGUUGCAAAGACUGCAAAAAAGGAGCAGCUUGUUGAUGCCUACAAACAGCUGUUUGAGAGCAAGAGGUUUAAAGGCACGGAAGUGGAGCAGGUGACUGAGGAGGUGAAAGCGGUGAAGAUUGAAGAGAAGUCCAAAGAAACAAAGACAGAAGUUGUAGAUGAGGGCCCUCCAAAGUUCACCAAGGCAGUGUUAAAGAAAGGAGACAAAACCAACUUUCCCAAAAAGGGUGACACAGUGUCAUGUUGGUAUACUGGCACACUUGAAGAUGGCACUGUUUUUGAUACCAACAUCCCUUCAGCGGCACGCAAAAAGAAGCAGGCCAAACCACUUUCCUUUAAAGUCGGCAUGGGAAAAGUUAUCAGAGGGUGGGAUGAAGGGCUGCUGACCAUGAGCAAAGGUGAGACUGCACGCUUGGAAAUUGAGCCAGAAUGGGCCUACGGUAAAAAGGGUGUUCCUGAUUCUAAAAUCCCACCAAAUGCUAAACUUUUUUUCGAGGUUGAACUGGUGUCCAUUGAUUAGGACUGCCAACAUGUUCACAUCGGCAGAGGAGGAUUAUCCCUUACAGCAGAACUCAAGUCUUCAACACAGUAUUCUUCAGACUCAUACACUGCAUAAUUCCUCUAUUCUUCAGGCAGAGCAGGACAUUACUGAUUGUUGAUAUAAAUUCACAUUACUUUGCAUGUUUUUCUUUGAGAA
This is a messenger RNA of Hemibagrus wyckioides, 893 nucleotides long. It is a transcript of the gene fkbp3, whose product is annotated as FKBP prolyl isomerase 3. The record is from RefSeq and is a predicted model, not a curated record. The transcript has 7 exons. Gene Ontology annotation, molecular function: peptidyl-prolyl cis-trans isomerase activity. The coding region runs from base 54 to 716 and encodes 220 amino acids. NCBI's taxonomy places the organism in Eukaryota, Metazoa, Chordata, Actinopteri, Siluriformes, Bagridae.